Rotaria sordida is the source of this 1068-nucleotide messenger RNA. The record is from the annotation of a GenBank genome assembly. NCBI's taxonomy places the organism in Eukaryota, Metazoa, Rotifera, Eurotatoria, Philodinida, Philodinidae.
AUGAAAUUGUUACGUUUAUCAAUUGUUGAUAAUUUGGAUAUACGUGAAAUUCUUGAUUGGAAUUCUUGUAUUGAUCAUUUUAAUAGUUGUAUACAAAAAAUAAUAACUAUUCCAGCUGCUUUACAAAAUAUUCGUAAUCCAGUAUCACGUGUUCCACAUCCUGAUUGGUUACAUAAACUUGAACAUGAAUUAGUACAAAUUGAAAUAAAAAUUUCAAGAAUAUUUUAUGUUAAUUAUCGUACAUCAAUUGAAAAUAAUAAUAAUAAUAAUACACAUGAACAAUUCAAACCAAUGCAACGAUCAAUUGGUUAUAAACGUACAAUAAAUAAUUAUUCAAAACGUGUUAAUCGUUUAUUAUCACGUUGUUCACAAGCUUAUUAUUUAUAUGAAUAUCGUUUAGAUGAAAAUGAUUUUCUUAAUUAUUAUACAUAUAUAAUAACAGAGUUAAGUAAUCCAAAUAUAGGUGUUUAUGAAAUGAAUGUACCCUUAGAUUUUCAUUUACUUAUUGUACUUGAUUGUAUAUGUUCAUUACAUAAAGAACAUCAUUGUACAAAUAUACUUUCAAAUUUAUAUCAUUUUAAUCAAUUAGAAUUUUUAUCAUUAUCAGAACAAACAUAUUUACAAUCUGAUAAUGGAAAAUUAUUUAUUGCUUUAUUUAUACCAGAUAAUUGUCGUGUAUUUAUUGGUAUUUUAGAUAAUAUUAGAGAAAAUCAUAUGUCAAAUUUAAAUAAAUUAUUAAAAAAUCAAUGUGAAAAAAGACUACAAAAAGGUAUUGAUACAAAUUUAUUACCAAUAAAUGAACAUCAAUUUCAAGUUAAAGUUGAUACAGAUAUAGAAAAUAUUUGGAAAAGAUUUAAUAAAAUUAUUUCAAAUCGUAAUUUUGAUCGUUGUAAAGAAGGUAUUGAUUAUGAUGGAACAACAAGUACAUUUAGUGGUACAGUUGAAUUUAAAGAGGAAGGUGUUUGUGGUGUUGUGAAAGAUGUAUUUUUACUUUGGUAUAAUGCAUUACGUCUUGUUAAAUCUUGUGAUCAAUUAAAAGUUGAUAAAAAACAUUUUUUUUAUUUUUGA